Messenger RNA from Octopus sinensis (East Asian common octopus), 3168 nucleotides. Its product is annotated as protocadherin beta-15-like. The record is from RefSeq and is a predicted model, not a curated record. Bases 467 to 3088 code for a protein of 873 amino acids. Gene Ontology annotation, biological process: homophilic cell-cell adhesion. NCBI's taxonomy places the organism in Eukaryota, Metazoa, Mollusca, Cephalopoda, Octopoda, Octopodidae. Gene Ontology annotation, cellular component: plasma membrane. Gene Ontology annotation, molecular function: calcium ion binding. The transcript has 4 exons.
AGCCUCUGUUUAACAUCAAUUCUCUUAUUUGAUGUGUUUGUGUGACACAGACAACAUUGCAGUAAUUUCCUAUUGGAUGAGAGAGAUUUUCUAUAUUUCUUUCAAUAUUGAAAGUGAGGCUGAUAGCUUUUUUCUUUGUUCAUCAUACACACAAUUGUGUGUGUGUGUGUGGAGGACAUAGAGUUGUAACUAGCACACACCAGCAUCUGGCUAACAUCUCACCUCCCACUACAUACAGCAACUGUCACACUAUUAUAUCAGCAGUUACACAGGAACAGCAGCAGCAGCUGCAGUAACACAGGAACACUACUACAACAGCAGCAGUACCACUAUAAUACCACUACAGCAGCAGCAGUUGGAGUGGAACACUACAGCAGGAUACACAUCAUCCAUCACACACAACUACAGUGAAGGAUUAAACAAUGCAGAAAUAUUCAAUAAUAAUGAAGAAUGAAGAGUUGCAAUCAUGAAUGAAAACGUUUUUUACUUGGUGUGUUUGCUAUAUAUAAAACAGUCUGUUGUAAUGUCUGUAGACAUCACCUACCACGUCAAGGAAGAAGACAGACCUCACACCUAUAUAGGAGACAUUGCUGUUGACUCCAACUUAUCACACCCUCUCAAACAUGAGCAACGCGCUCUCAUUACACUUACACAACUACAAAGGACAGUCGAGAGUGGUUCUCACUUAUUUAAUGUCACCAACUCAGGAAAACUAUACACUACUCAAACACUGGAUGCUGAGUCUCUGUGUACAUACAACAAGGAAUGUUCCAGAAUAGUUAAAGUAGCAGUGAGGAAAGGAAAAACUUUCAUGAAGAUUUUGAAGGUGAAAAUAAUAAUAGAAGACAUCAAUGACUAUUCUCCAGAAUUUACGGAUGAUGAAAUAGGUAUCAAGUUUGCAGAAGAUAGUCUGAAAGGAAAUCAGAAAAAAAUUCCAUAUGCUAUAGACAGAGAUAUUACCAUCAUGAAUUCCCAAAUUUCAUAUAACAUAAAAUAUCAUAAAAGAGAACCAUUUUCUUUGUAUAUGGCAAAAGAUAAUGAUGGUGUUUUUACACCUGAACUGACUUUAGAAGACAAAUUAGACAGGGAAGUAAAAGAUUUGUAUAUAUUGACCUUAGAGGCUAAAGAUGGUGGGAACCCUCCCAGAACAGGUACACUCAAGGUACGCAUAUCUGUGACAGAUGUUAAUGAUAACACACCUGUAUUUUCACAGAAACUCUAUAAUAUCUCUAUAAAUAAUUCACAUCAAAGACAUUUACCAAUUCUUACUUUAAAAGCCACAGAUCAAGAUUCUGGAGACAAUGGAAAGAUUUCUUACCAUUUCAACCAUAAAACAUCUCAAAAUAUCCAGAAAUAUUUUGUAUUGGAUAAGAAAACUGGAGAUUUAUUUUUACAUGAUAAUUUUUACUUUAGUAAGAUGCAGUCUUUAUUUAUAGAAGCAAGAGAUGGUGGGAAUCCACCUCUAACGUCGGUAGCCAGAAUUCACAUUUAUGUAAUUAAUAACCAAAACAAUGUUCCGUUGAUAAAUAUAGAUUUUGUGUCUCCUUUAACAGAGAGUUCCACUGCAGUUUCAGAAGACAGUGAAGUAGAUAGUUUUAUAGCUUAUGUUAUGGUCACUGACAAUGAUAGUGGACCUAAUGGUGAGGUUAUCUGUGAUUUAAAACAUGAUAAAUUUAAACUUGCCAAAAUAGAUUCUAAAGAAUAUAAGAUAAUUAUUAAGGGCCAUCUUGACAGAGAAAUAAGGGACCACUAUAAAGUAUCUAUUGUGUGUCAUGACAUGGGGUCACCUCAACUAGAAAGUAAAAAAUAUUUCUCUGUCAAAGUAACUGAUGUCAAUGAUGUAGAACCACAUUUUACCAAAGAGACAUUCCAAUUCCUCACCUAUGAAAACCAGAAAGUUGACUUCCCUAUUGGCUUCAUCAAUGCUACAGACCCUGAUCUUGGAGAUGGAGGCCAACUUACAUAUUCUAUCAUCAAUGAUAACAACAAUGAUAACAUUCCUUUCCAACUGACAAAAUAUGGAUUUAUUUCUACAUCACAACCAAUAGAUCGAGAAAUGAAAGACAUCUAUAAGUUCAAGGUUUUAGUGAAAGAUAAUGGAACACCUUCUCUCAAUGACACUGCCAAUAUUGUUAUUGAGAUUCUAGAUAAAAAUGAUAAUGCUCCGUAUUUUACGUUUCCUAAUAAUGACCCAUACAAUCUCGAUGUCCACUACCAUCCACACAGUAAGAAGGACAUCACAAUUCUGAGAGCAUCUGACAAAGACACUGGAAACAAUGCUUUCCUCACAUAUGGAAUACUGAGAUCCAAUGAUAAAAACCUGUUUACAGUGAACUCACACACUGGUGUGUUAUCUUUCUCUCGCACAGUUUACCAAAAUGAUGCAGGAACAUAUGAGCUGCAGUUUAUAGUGAAAGACGGUGGUACUCCAGUUCAAUCAGCAACAACUGCUAUAAUACUAACACUGUUUGUUAGUAAUGAUACAUCUCCAAUGUUGACUGCUGUGCCAUUCCAGUCUGGUCACGACCUGAAUAUGACUUGGGUAAUUAUCAUUGUAGCAGCAGCUGUAAUACUAUCUGUGGCUAUUGUAGUGUCCAUAACACUGUGUGUUUUCAGAUGUAUUAAUCACACAAAUAACUCACCCACAACAGCAGAGAAUCCCAACUUUCUCUCUCAGACUGAGAUGAGACAAUUACUGUAUCAGACCAACAAUCCUGUUGCAAUAACGAGAAAUGCAGAAGAGAUAUUUAACCGAAAUCUUCAGACAAUAAAAUCUAAAAGUCAGUUUUUUCUGGAGAUGGAACAGACACCAGAUGAAUGGAAAUUCUCAACAACACAAAGGAGACUUCCACCUGUGCCUCAGAGAUGUGAUUCAAUCCAUAGUCAAGGACGUCGUACCAGUUCCAUCAUGUCUUACAACAGUGACACCUUAACAUCCCAAAAGGACAGAGAAGCUAGCAAGAGUAAUGGCAAGACUAAACCAUAUGAUGAGAUACCUGCAGAACCAGAAUAUACCAAUGACAAUCCAGUGGCAGCCACAAUACUAAAGGGACAACAAAUACAAGAUACCUAUCUACAGCCAACAUAGUAGAUGUUCCAUGACUAUUGUUAAAUGAUUCUCUCACACACCCAAUAUUUUACAUUGAUUUAAAGCAUUAAUAUGAUAUU